CUGAAGGGGUAGAUAUUUGUAGAAUUGGGAGACAAUGGCACCUGAGGACACCUGUGAGUGAACUCAGCUGGGUGUAAUUAUCCCAGGUGACAAUUACUCAGGUGAUAAAUACAGGUAAACUCCCCAGGUAAGUCAGCAGUCCCAGCCAUGACUCUGUCUGAAGAACAGCUGGCUUUUGUCCUACAGGAGGGCAUGGUCCCCCAACAACAGAUGCCGGGGAGAGGGAAGAAGAGGGUGAGGGAGUCGGAGGGAGACACCAAUAAAGUGGUCAGCAAGAAGCACAAGAUUGCCCACCCCUCCCACCCUGAUGUGACCGUGACUGGUGUGGUUCUGGCCUGUGGGGAGGGAGACGUUGGUCAGUUAGGGCUAGGACCCGAUGUCAUGGAGAAGAGUCGCCCCGCCCUGGUCAACAUAGACGACCAGAAGAUCGUGUCGGCAGUAGCAGGGGGCAUGCACACUGUAUGUCUGACCAACAAGGGAGAGGUGUACACCUUUGGCUGUAAUGAUGAGGGGGCUUUGGGAAGGAAUACAUCAGAAGAAGGCUCAGAGACCCUCCCUAGUAAGGUUGACCUCCUGGGGCGGGGCAUCCAACUGUCGGCGGGAGAUAGCCACACCGCUGUGCUGACCGAUGAAGGAAAAGUGUUUGCCUGGGGAAACUUCAGGGAUGCCAAUGGAAAGAUAGGCCUGACAUCAGAUGGCAUUCAGGAGAAACCAAUCGAGAUGUUGCCAGGGGAAACCGUCAUCAAGAUUGCCUCUGGGGGUGACCAUCUUCUGUGUCUGACUGAGAAAGGCGAAAUCUACUCAUGUGGAUGUGCAGAGCAGGGGCAGCUGGGACGAGUGGCAGAAUGUUUUUCUGUGCGAGGAGGAAGGAAAGGUUUAGACUACAUUUUAAAACCUGCCAUCAUUCGAUGUCUUCGACACAAGUCCAAAAAAAGAGUGGUGUUUGAUGACGUGUACGCUGGACAGUACAUGUCUUAUGCUCGGGAGAAAGACACAGGCUCAAUCUAUGCUUGGGGGCUCAAUAACUACUAUCAGCUGGGCACCAAUGAUCUUGAGAAUAAGUUUGUGCCGGUUUACGUGAAGGCGAUGUCGGAGGAUGUAAAGGUGACGAUGGUGGAUGCUGGACAACACCAUGCCAUCUGUCUGGACACUGCAGGUAAGGUGUACACAGUUGGGAGAGGAGAAUAUGGUCGCCUCGGACACGGAGAUUCCAACGAGGAGAAGAGAGUUCCUGCUGUCCUUGACCUUCCUCCAUGUAAACAGGUGGCGGCCGGUCAAGCAGUGUCUUAUGCGGUCACUAACUCGGGUGAAAUCUAUGCUUGGGGGAUGGGAACUAGUCAACAGCUUGGCUCGGGUGAUGACGAGGACGUUACUACACCUCAGCUAAUGACAGGAAAACAGCUACAGACCAGGAAGGUGAUAGCAGUGAGUGGAGGGGGACAACACACAGUCUUACUGGCCACAGACACACCCUCCUGAUGACCCCGCAGUCAUUACUAUAGCAACCGGCAGGAAAUGGCUGGAUCGUAAUAGUGCAGCAAAUGUGUCUUAUGUCAAGGCAUUCUGAUCUAAUCAUCUUGUCAAUGAUUCUUUACUCAUAACAACAAAGACUUUCUGCACUGUGCAAUAGGUUGAAACAUUAUCUAGUUAAAAAACAAAACAAAGAUUAGAAAUAAUUUUGAUAAAGAGUGCAAAUGACUUACAGAAUAUGUCAUGUGCAUUGAAGAUAACUUAUUGUAUUGAUGACAGAAUUAUGGAUAAUAGAUACUCGUGUAGUAAAGAUAUAACAGUCCAGAAUAAUUUGAUUAGAUACCGAUUAGAAUGAACUGUUUGAUUAGAUACCGGUUAGAAUGAACUGUAGUUUUCUGUGAGAUGGUACUAAAAAUGUACUUUUUUAAUUGAACCUUAAUUUUAUCUUGAUAUGUUAUAUCCAUGCAUUUUUAUGUGAAUAAAGUUUUAAUGACAAC
Magallana angulata is the source of this 1967-nucleotide messenger RNA. Its product is annotated as regulator of chromosome condensation-like. Lineage: Eukaryota; Metazoa; Mollusca; Bivalvia; Ostreida; Ostreidae. The transcript has 11 exons. The record is from RefSeq and is a predicted model, not a curated record. Gene Ontology annotation, molecular function: guanyl-nucleotide exchange factor activity. Gene Ontology annotation, cellular component: cytoplasm. Bases 148 to 1479 code for a protein of 443 amino acids.